ACGAGGCCAACUGAUGAUAAAAGGAUAAUGAGACUGUCGAUUUGAUCAUUUUUGAUCGGUCCUACGCAGCUUGAAGACCAUGGCGUCCUCUCUAGGCCUUAUUCUGGUUGUAGCCGUUUCCAUACAUACGGCAUGGGCAGAGCGGGAUUGCUACUCAAAGAAGGCGGACAUCGUCUUCAUCAUGGAUGAAUCGUCCAGCAUCUACCCGCAGCCUUUCAAUGAUCAGAAAUUGUUCAUCAGUAAACUAAUCGACCACUUCGACAUCGGACCUGAAGGCACCAGGGUUGGGCUGCUCAGCUUCGCAUCGACACCAAGGCCAGUAUUUGAUCCUAAGACAUUUAAAGACAAAGAAAGCAUGGAGAAGACCGUCAUGGCCAUCAGACAAAAAGGAGGCAACACCUACACUUGGGAUGUGCUUGACAUGGCUAGGCAAAGAAGUUUCACCACGCGGGCUGGAAGUAGGAUGGGUGAUUCGAGCGUCCCUAAGAUAGCCAUUGUUAUCACUGAUGGCAACUCCCAAGAACCUCUUGAAACCGCGAAAGCAGCACAAGACCUUCGCAAUGUCGGUGUCGUCAUCUAUGCCAUUGGAGUGGGCCGCGAAGCAACCAUCAGUCAGAGGGAGUUGAUCGCCAUUUCAGGCAACAAGAAUAACGUGUUCAGAGUGGAGAGCUAUGAUAAGUUGAAGAACAUUGAGAAUGAUAUUUUAGAUAAGGCCUGCGUGCCAGAGACACCCGCACCUCCAACGCUUCCACCAGUUACUAUCUUUGAGCCCUGCGAGGAUAAGAAAGCAGACGUCCUCUUCGUGAUGGACACCAGUGAGAAUGCCAUGGACGAACAGGUCGAAGGGAUGAAGGAGUUCCUUGGGGAAUUGGUGUACUCGUUAGAUAUCGGCGCAGACAAGACCAGGGUUGGCCUCAUCACCUACAGCGCUACAGCCAAUCUUCAGUUCGGUUUUGAUACGUACAACAACCACCAAGAUAUCUAUAGCGGGAUUAAGGCAGUAAAUGCGGACCUUCUUCCUCAAGCGAAUCUAAUGGAGGCACUGAAGAUGGCAAAUCAACAGAAUUUCAACCCCAGCAGGGGUGGAAGGACAAAGAUUGCCAAAGCCCUAGUCCUCAUCACACCAGGGAAAUCAUCUGACAGCGCCGAAUCCAUCCGGAUGGCAAGAAAUCUGAUGACUGACAGGGGUGUUAAAAUCAUUGGCAUUGCUCUGACCGGGGCCAGUAGAAGAGAACUGAGCUCCGUUGCUGGUGCCAGUGAUGUCAUUGAGGUUGCUGACGUCAGCGGACUUCCGGCUGUUAAGGACCGGGUGGCUGGAAAGAUUUGUAGAUCACGACCACCACCGAAUGACUUUGCAUGUGGAGAGUUUCGUGGCAUCGACAUCGCCUUCGUCAUGGACACGCAGUCUGCCGGUGGUCACGACAUGGUCUUUGCAUCCGAAUUCAUGCAGAAAGCAUCAGCGAAGUUCGAGAUCGGGCCAGACAAGGUACAGGUGUCUGUGGUCCCAGCCGAAUGCAAAUCUUUGCCAGGAUUUGUCCUGGAUAAAUAUGCAACGAAAGAAGAAUUGAUCAAGGGGAUGGUGGUAAAACAGGAAUACAGCCUUGGGCCGCUCAUGACGCAAGUUACCUCGACAACUUUUGCAGCUAGCAACGGUGCUCGACCAAAGGCGGAAGUAGACCGCGCGAUCGUGAUAGUUACCGACGGCACACCAGACCAGGCGUCGAUAAACAAGGCAGCUCAAGCCAAGGCCGAUGGAAUUGAGGUGUUCGUGGUCGGCGUGGGCAAGAAGGUCAACUCAAGUGUUCUUGCGAGUAUGGCGAGUGACCCUGCUGCAACUCAUGUUUAUGGUGUGCCAUCCUAUCAGGAACUGGUAUCCGAUCCUAGAAUCGUUGACGGAAUCACCGCCACCAUAUGCCAAAGAACGAGAAUGAGAUUUAAUAUCGAUGUUAUCUACUGACAGCAAGUUCAUCAGGUUAAAUAAUGACUGCCAUACCCAUCAUCCCGGACCAAAAUCUGAGCAGACGACAUGAAGCAAGCAUCUAUAUAUGAUCGCGGAUUUCUCGAAAUCAGGUUUUGGUCAUGAUCAUCGUACUUCUGUACAAUUCGUGCAAUAAAAACUUUCUAUUUCAAGA
Molecule: messenger RNA, 2132 nt
Organism: Lineus longissimus
Lineage: Eukaryota; Metazoa; Nemertea; Pilidiophora; Heteronemertea; Lineidae
Product: collagen alpha-6(VI) chain-like
Exons: 11
Coding region: 80-1957 (625 amino acids)
Source: RefSeq, a predicted model, not a curated record